Messenger RNA from Trichechus manatus latirostris (Florida manatee), 3082 nucleotides. RefSeq names its product methyltransferase 21A, HSPA lysine (gene METTL21A). The record is from RefSeq and is a predicted model, not a curated record. Lineage: Eukaryota; Metazoa; Chordata; Mammalia; Sirenia; Trichechidae. Bases 1628 to 2296 code for a protein of 222 amino acids. Gene Ontology annotation, biological process: peptidyl-lysine methylation. Gene Ontology annotation, cellular component: cytoplasm; cytosol. The transcript has 2 exons. Gene Ontology annotation, molecular function: protein-lysine N-methyltransferase activity.
GAGACCGCGGUGAUGGGGUUGCAGAAAUUCCACAAGCCUCUUGCCACCUUCUUCUUUGCAAACCACACAAUCCAGAUCCGGCAGGACUGGAGGCAGCUUGGAGUCGCUGCGGUGGUUUGGGAUGCGGUAAGCAUGCUCUGGGGACCUCUGAAAACAUCCACGCUUGAUAAUAAGACUGGUUCAUAGAUUAUUUUAAAAAACAAAAAAGAGCUUUAUUGAUAGAUCGUUCACAUACCAUACAUUUCACCCGUUUAAAAUGUACCAAACCAAACCAAACCCGCUGCCGUCGAGUAGAUUCCGACUCAUAGAGACCCUAUAGGACAGAGUAGGACUGCUCCAUAGGGUUUCCAGGGAGCACCUGCUGGAUUUGAACUGCCAACCUUUUGGUUACCAGCCAAGCUCUUUAAAACAUACAGUUCAGUGGUAUUUAGUAUAUUCACAAGAGUUGUGCAGCUAUCACCGCAAUCCAUUUUAAAACACUUCAUCACUUCCUCCUAAAAAAACAUACCCACUAGGAGUCACUCCCCUUGUCCCCCACCAUGGUAUUUUAAGGGUGAGUGAAUGAAAGCUGAGGGAGGUUAAAUGACCUGCCAGGGUGAGGGGGCAGUGGAAAGAAAGCAGGAGACUGCUUUUGACAACCAUUAACCUUGUCUUUUUUAAAAAUUGCACAAAGAAUAUUGUAAGGUGAUAAUUCCGCAAAUAAAGAUCAUGUGUUUUCGUUAACGUUUUCCAUAGUUGUAACCAUGGCACAAUUAUAAUUGUGUUUUUACUUCUUUCUCUUGAAGCACUGUUACUGGAUUGAGGACAGUGGUGUGUGUCCUCAGCAUCUAGCCCCACACCUGGGACUCAGUGGGAGCUCAGUUGAUGUUGAAUAAAUGAUUGGCAUCUGUUCUAUUUUACAUUAUUAACAGUGUAUUAGGAAUCUUAUGUAAACAUUUAGGAAUAAAAAUGUUAAUGUAUUCUAACCCUGUAAUAUCACUUCUAGGAAUCUGGUCCAAGGUAACUACAUGAAAGGUAUUCAUGUAAAGAGUUAUAAGGAUAAAUAAUGGUGAGGAAUGCUCACCAAGAAGAGGAAUUGGAAUAUUAUAUGGCCACGAACGACAAAUUAUAUUAAAAAUUAUGUUAACGGUACAAUUCUUUUAUAGACUUAUAAGCAAGUGCUUACUCACACAUCAGGUGUCCAAAUUUUUGGCUAAAAUUUAUCUUCUGAUGCUCAAAAUAUAUGGUGAGAGCUCCCAUGGGGCACGGAUCGCACUGGGACACGAGAGGGAGAGGGAGGUACAAAGUUCUGGGACCCUUAGGCACUGCUCUGCUUUUUUCCCCUGGGUGAGGAUGUGGCCUGGCUGACCUGAGCUUGGUUUAGGAACUGGAUGUUCCCUUAAACAGAAUCACAGAUUGUUCAUGUUAGUUCUUCCAGAAUAGUUUUAUAAGCCUCAAGUGUAAAAGGACUGUGACACAGCAUGAAAUUAAACUCCCCAGAGUCAGCAAGCCCCGUCUUACGUAGACAGUGUUACUGAGCACUGCUGUCCCUGUUAGGGACUUUGGCAGAGACUGGGGAAGUUGUGUUGUGGUAUGCCAUAUCUGUGCUCUUGCAGAUCACCUCGAAGCAGCAGCUAAGGUCCUGUGUAUGGUUAAAUUGGAAAUUGAACCUCACAGUGGAGGGCGUCUGUGUGUAUGCAUGUGUGUGUCUGGGGUCUCUUCCUGCCAGUGCGUAGCCUACCUAAACCCUGUAGCCUGUAAAGCACAUGUUGACCUUAAUCACAAUCACACUUGUGUUUUGACUCAGGCCAUUGUUCUUUCUGCAUAUCUGGAGAUGGGAGCUGUGGAGCUCAGGGGCUGUUCUGCGGUGGAGCUGGGUGCCGGCACGGGGCUGGUGGGCAUAGUGGCUGCCCUGCUGGGUGCUCAUGUGACUAUCACGGAUCAAAAAGUAGCAUUAGAAUUUCUUAAAUCAAAUGUUCAAGCCAACUUACCUCCCCAUAUCCAACCCAAAGCUGUUGUUAAGGAGCUGACUUGGGGACAGAAUUUGAGGAGUUUUUUACCUGCAGAAUUUGACCUGAUACUUGGAGCUGAUAUCAUAUAUUUAGAAGAAACGUUUACAGAUCUUCUUCAAACACUGGAAUAUCUCUGUAGUGACCAUUCCGUGAUUCUGCUAGCUUGCCGAAUUCGUUACGAACGGGAUAACAACUUCUUAGCAAUGCUGGAGAGACAGUUUACUGUGAGUAAGGUUCACUAUGAUCCUGGAAAAGAUGUACAUAUUUACAAAGCCCAGAGGAAAAACCAGAGGGAGGACUUGUAGUUGAGUAUAAUUUAUAAGACUGUUGUCAUUGAGUGUGUCAAUUAAGGUCUUAGACUGGAAAUCGAGCCAUAUUUAAUUAAGUGGCUUACUGUACAAAAAUUCAGAUCAAUAGGUUCUCAAGGGACAAAACGUAUGUACACUUUUAAAACAAACCGUACUUUGUCCCAUUACUGUGACGUUUUAGUCAUAUUUAAUUCACUUUGAAAUUCAAUAAAUGUUAAAGGAAAGUGUGAGGGUUUGGUUUAUGUUGUUUCCCUAUCCCAUGCUACUCCCUCUUGAUAAAUAGUUUUCAUUGAUGCUAUGAUAAAAGACUGGUGUAAAGUUGUCUUCAAACCAGUGUUUUGGUGAGGCUAAAUUGUGCAAAUUACUUUAAAACAUGUUCUGAGAUAUGUAAUGUUUAACCCAGUUUUCUGAUUUUCCAAAUAUGAAACGAGGUUUAAUGUGCCUUCCUGGAGCUGUUAAGGCUACUGAAAUGUCUGCCUUAUUUAGGUCUAAAUACUUUUGAUUGUUUGAGAUUAGGACAUGAGUUUGCCAGGGUCUCAUGUUUUAUGGCUUAAUUUCAGGUUUAAGUAUAUAAACAAAGGAAUAAGCAAAAAUAAAAUUUUAGUUACUUUUUGAAAAGCACCCAAAAUUUGGGAUCUGCAUGUGCUGGGAAUAGGUUAACUACUUCUUGUUUUUUUUUUUAAUUGUACUUUAGAUGAAGGUUUACAGAGCAAAUUAGUUUCUCAUUAAACGAUUAAUACACAUACUGUUUUGUGACAUUGGUUGCCAACCCCACAACAUGUC